This is a messenger RNA of Gekko japonicus, 2206 nucleotides long. RefSeq names its product synaptosome associated protein 25kDa (gene SNAP25). NCBI's taxonomy places the organism in Eukaryota, Metazoa, Chordata, Lepidosauria, Squamata, Gekkonidae. Gene Ontology annotation, molecular function: syntaxin-1 binding; voltage-gated potassium channel activity; SNAP receptor activity. The record is from RefSeq and is a predicted model, not a curated record. Gene Ontology annotation, biological process: synaptic vesicle fusion to presynaptic active zone membrane; exocytosis; synaptic vesicle priming. Gene Ontology annotation, cellular component: plasma membrane; synaptobrevin 2-SNAP-25-syntaxin-1a-complexin I complex.
GCCGGCCGGGCAAAGGCAGACGCUUGACUCGGGGCUCCUGCCAACACACUCGCAGCCACAAUGGCCGAAGACGCUGACAUGCGCAAUGAGUUGGAAGAAAUGCAGCAGCGUGCUGACCAGAUGACUGAUGAGAGCAAAGAUGCUGGUAUCAGGACUUUGGUUAUGUUGGAUGAGCAAGGAGAACAACUGGAACGCAUCGAAGAGGGAAUGGACCAAAUCAAUAAGGACAUGAAGGAAGCAGAAAAGAAUUUGACGGACCUAGGAAAAUUCUGUGGUCUUUGUGCCUGUCCUUGUAACAAGCUUAAAUCAAGCGAUGCUUAUAAAAAAGCUUGGGGCAACAACCAAGAUGGCGUGGUGGCCAGCCAGCCAGCCCGCGUGGUGGACGAGCGAGAACAGAUGGCUAUCAGCGGUGGCUUUAUCCGCAGGGUAACAAACGAUGCCCGGGAAGGCGAGAUGGAUGAAAACCUGGAACAAGUUGGUGGCAUGAUUGGAAAUCUCCGUCACAUGGCCCUGGAUAUGGGCAAUGAGAUUGACACACAGAACCGCCAAAUCGACAGGAUCAUGGAGAAGGCUGUUUCCAACAAAAACAGGAUCGAUGAGGCCAACCAACGUGCCACAAAGAUGCUGGGCAGCGGCUAAACCCCGCCAGGGACCGCGCCUCCGGACCCCCCCUGUCCCCCACAGGCAGCCCACCCCUCCCGCUUUCAUCAUGGUAUUUACCGACUAGGUUUGCACACAGGCACAUAUCAGUCCUUCCUCCGCCCGCCCACCACGUUGUAAAUGUUGUCCUGUGUAGGUUGUCGGCUUUCCAAAAAUGAUACUUGUAAAUUAUUUUUAUUUUUCCCAGAUCUCUUUUCGUUCCAAAGGGUUGUAUAUAGUUAACUGAUUUGAUGGCUUAUCGCUCACGAUGACGUUUGUCUGUUGGGAUUUAUUCCCCCCCCCCUUUCUUUCCAUCUGUCUGGGUGUUCCUCACCACACCCACCCACCCUUUAUUUUGUUUUUCAGUCGAUGGGUUGCUUUUUUAAAAAAAUAAACUAAUUCAUGAUGUUUUGCCGAAUGACAAAAAAUGUAGGAAUGCUUAACGUGCUGUUAAACUUUGAACUCUACAGUAUUGUUCUUGUAAAACUGUUCACAUUCCACAGAGCUCCUGCUACCAGAAGUCCUUUAUUUGAGUGUCACGUUGUUUAAAAAAAAGCACUUAAGGAUUUGGUGUUCUCUCGGUUACUCUCCAUCGCUGUCAUCUGUUGUUAUGAGUUCAUGAUUAGACAAUGUGGAAUUAUAUAACUUAUAACAAGCAUUGCACUAAAACAAAAACAAAAAAAAUUACAAGUGAUGUGAUUUAUGCAUUUAUUGCAUGAGAAAAUAGACUUCUUAGACUCCUUAACUUAAGUGAGACCUUUCCAUGGCAGUAACAACAUCAACGAUGACAAAUGAAAAGUACUAAGAAUGCGCAUGCUCCGGAUCGGGACACUGUCAGGACUAUUAUACCAGCAAGUUUGCAGUAGUACCACGUUAUUUCUUCUUGUCAAUAUAUAUAUAUAUAUUAUAUAUAUAUAUAAAUAUAAAUAUAUAUAGUUAUGAGCCAUGUUCAUUUCUUAUUUUGUCCCCUUCCUUUUUUCCUUCUUUUUCUAAUUUUGGUUUCAAACAGAGAUGGAUUUGGUACUCACUCUUUAACCAUUGCCAGCAAAUUAAACGUUUGGCUGAAACGAUGUCAAGGACAACCACGACAACACACGCACACACACACACACACACAAUUAAAAAGCAACAACAAAUAAGAAAUAGGUGUAAUAUAUAUAUAGAGUUUGUCUGCCGCUUUCAAAGACCGUCUUUUUUGGGGGGAAUGGCUAUCAUAUGAAAUGUUGCAGAGAAAUGUAAUUUUUAUAAGGUUCUCUCUCUCUUUCUAGCUUCUCUCUCUCUCUCUCUUUCUCUCUCUUUCCCUAUGUGGUUUGUUAUCGGUAGAGUUAUCCGUUGCUUACCUAGAGCUAUGCACACCAAAAUCACUGCGAUGUUUAGUAGCUGAGUUGUUAAUUUUAACAAAAAAACAAAGAAAAAAAAUAACCUUACAUGAAUGAAAUCUAGAUUAAAUUGUGAGAUUAAGUAUAGUUGAUGCAUGUAAUAUGAAAUUCCUUCCGUCUCCUGUCAGUUUGUGAUGUGAUUGACAUUUUGUAGCUAGUUUAAAAAUAUUAAAAAAGUAUAGACCUCA